Molecule: messenger RNA, 1043 nt
Organism: Cladocopium goreaui
Lineage: Eukaryota; Dinophyceae; Suessiales; Symbiodiniaceae
Source: the annotation of a GenBank genome assembly
GCGGGGGCGCGUAGCCCUGUUCGUACUGCUUUGUCCCUUUUUAAAAUGGGUGCUCCUAAGUUAUUCGUCCUUACGGUGCUCCUGGUCUACUGGAACCAAGACAUUGAGAUGGCAGAGGGCUACACCUUCAUCGAGCACUAUGCAGGGUGCGGAAUGAUGACCGACACUUUGAGGUCUCGUGGUUGUGGCCCUGCAGCAAAGCUUGAUAUUGAAUACAGCCCUGGGAUGGAUAUCCUCAGCCCUGGUGGGUUUGCGACCCAUAUAGUAUCAGUACUUCGUGGCAGUGAAGAUGGCUUCAUCAAUUGGCAUGGGAUCAAAUGCUCAACGUGGGUUGCAAUUUCACGACCUACGACCUUGCGUAGCCUUCUGGACCCAUUGGGUAAUCGAGAACUUCCAUGUGUUGAGGAGUCAAACGUGAUGGCAUCACGACUAGCCCUCAUCUUGGUCUUAGUCCUGGCUUUGUCAGGAACCUUCAUAGUCGAGCAGCCGGGUAGCUCUUUACUUUGGCGGCAUCCAAGGCUCCAGUGGGUAUGCGGCCUUGUGAAGGUUUUCAGAUGCAACUUCUGGAUGAUGUUUUUCAACUCGAAGUCACCAAAGCGAACUUCUUUGUGGAGUAACUCACGGCAUAUCUGCAAAUUUUGGAUGGGAAAGCUCACUAGGAAGCUCCGGGAGGAUCUGAAGAAAAAGUACCCAGAUUUUUCUACAACCAUCAAAUAUAAGAACAAGGCUGGAAAAACACGCUUCCAUGGGUCCAAGCAGUUGCGGUCUACACAGAGUUAUACUCGAGAGUUUUCUCUCAAGAUGGCCGAUAUCUUCCCAGAGAUCUUGAAUGAAGCUUCAUCUGUUGACAAGCAGCCCCGAGAGGAUGCUGCCAAGGAGCUUGAAACUCUUUGGAAGCAAGAUGAAUCUUGGGGGGACACAUGGGAAGAUGCCCAUUUGAGGGAGGUCACAAGAUACCUUCUUGGAGCUAAGGGUUUAGUCAUCCCACCGCGCUGGGCAUGGAUCAUUCCCUCUCACCUCUAGACCUUUAGAGACCUUCGCAC